AAAAAUUUACGUUAAAAACAAAAAAGAACAAGAUGCAGUGAGAAAAGCAGACCAAUUUCAGGUGGAACCAAACAGAACGUCUACAAUGAAAAAUAGAGGGAUUAUAACUUAAAACCCAGUGGACAUAUUAAAAAGCCAGCGUCUCUGGCAGGUCAGUCCUCCUGCGAAGAACAGCUGGGAAAGUGGGAUAAAAUAGGAACCGUGAGGCGAGGGCGGGGGUAGGCAGCAAGUGUGCGGACGCAGCAUGGAGACCCGAGGAGCGGGCUGGGGCCGAGGCCUGUCCUCGGGGACUUCGGCAGGUCCCAGAUCAGUCAGAAAGGUGCAGAGCCCCUGGGAUGGCUUCAGGAGGGCGGCAGCCUGGGCGGGGUCCUCCUGGGGCCUCUGUGCAGAUGGUGGGCGCGUGGGGAAGGGCUGCUGGAACCUUUGGUCUUCAGCCCCUUGGGGAGGGGAGACGGGAGCUGGCGGGGCCCCGUCCUUGCAGCGCAGUGGACAGGCACAUGGAGGUGGAACGAAGGCUGGAAUUCCAUGUUUGCGUUUCCACACUUAGCAGCUGGGUGGUUAGAACUUUUUAAGGACGUUAAAAUGUCCACAAUCAAUAAUGCAGGUUCUUUUCCUUAACAUUUCAGCCCGCACUCUCUAGGGAGUGGCGAGUCGUGGUUUGUGCACUCUCCGCCCUGCAGACCUCCGGCUGGGAGUUGGCCUGGCCUGUGCUGCCCGCAGGCCUGAGGAGACCGGCAUGUCAGCUUCGGCACAACCCCUGGCACCGGCAGAGCCGGCCCCCGGCCCCGCGGACAAGCCCAGGGGGAAGCCACUCCUUGCCUGGGGCUCUCUCUUGGGCCACCGAAGCGAGAAAAUUGUUUUUACCACGAGCGAGGGAGCCCCCGAGGAGAACGUGCUUUCCAUAACCAUCACCGAGACGACCGUCAUCGAGUCCGAGCUGGGCGUGUGGAGCUCCCGGGCUCUGCUCUACCUCACGCUGUGGUUCUUCUUCAGCUUCUGUACCCUCUUCCUCAACAAGUACAUCCUGUCCUUGCUGGAAGGGGAGCCCAGCAUGCUAGGUGCCGUGCAGAUGCUGUCAACCACGUUCAUCGGCUGCGUUAAAAUAUUUGUUCCUUGCUGUUUGUAUCAGCACAAAACCCGGCUUUCUUAUCCACCCAAUUUCAUCAUGAUCAUGCUGUUUGUGGGUCUCAUGAGGUUCGCGACAGUGGUUUUGGGUCUCGUCAGCCUGAAAAAUGUGGCAGUUUCGUUUGCGGAGACGGUGAAGAGCUCUGCUCCCAUUUUCACUGUGAUCAUGUCCCGAAUGAUCCUGGGAGAGUACACGGGCUUGCUGGUCAACCUCUCCCUCAUCCCCAUCAUGGGGGGCCUGGCGCUGUGCACGGCCACGGAGAUAAGCUUCAACGUCCUGGGGUUUUCAGCCGCGUUGUCCACCAACAUCAUGGAUUGUUUGCAAAAUGUUUUUUCUAAAAAGCUCCUCAGUGGGGACAAAUACAGGUUCUCGGCCGCAGAGCUUCAGUUCUACACCAGCGCCGCAGCUGUGGCCAUGCUGGUCCCCGCCUGGGUCUUCUUCAUGGACUUGCCGGUGAUUGGCCGGAGCGGGAGGAGCUUCAGUUACAGCCGGGACGUGGUGCUGCUGCUGCUGACGGAUGGCGUGCUGUUCCACCUGCAGAGCGUCACGGCCUACGCCCUCAUGGGCAAGAUCUCCCCUGUGACGUUCAGCGUGGCCAGCACUGUGAAGCACGCCUCGACCACGUGGCUCAGUGUCAUCGUGUUCGGCAACAGCGUCACCGGCCUGUCGGCGACCGGCACUGCGCUAGUGACGGCCGGCGUCCUGCUCUACAGCAAAGCCAAGCAGCGCCAGCAGGAGGCCAUGCACAGCCUGGCUCAUGCCAGAGCGAAGGAAAAGGAGCGAGAGCACGAGCGCCGGAAACGGCACCGAGAGGAGCAGGACAAGGCCCGUCGGGAGUGGGAGAGGCAGAAGAGGAGGGACAUGGCCCGGGAGCACUCCAGAAGGGAGAGGGACCGCCUUGAGCAGCUGGAGAGGAAGCGGGAGCGAGAGCGGAAGAUGCGCGAGCAGCAGAAGGAGCAGCGGGAGCAGAAGGAGCGGGAGCGGCGGGCAGAGGAGCGGCGCAAGGAGCGCGAGGCCCGCAGGGAAGUGUCUGCACAUCACCGAACGAUGAGAGAAGACUAUGGCGACAAAGUGAAAGGCAGCCACUGGAGUCGCAGCCCGCUGCGGCCACCCCGAGAGAGGUUCGAGCUGACAGACGGCCGGAAGCCAGUGAAAGAAGAGAAAACGGAGGAGCGAGACCUGCUGUCCGACCUGCAGGACGUCAGCGACAGCGAAAGGAAAACCAGCUCUGCCGAGUCCUCAUCAGCGGAGUCAGGGUCAGGUUCGGAGGAGGAGGAGGAGGAGGAGGAGGAAGAGGAGGAGGAGGAGGAGGAGGAGGGGAGCAGCAGUGAAGAGUCGGAGGAAGAGGAGGAAGAGGAGGAGGAGACGGGCAGCAACUCCGAGGAUGCGUCAGGACAGUCGGCCGAGGAAGUGAGUGAGGACGAGAUGAGUGAGGACGGAGAGCGGGAGAGCGAGAACCACGUCCUGGUCGUUCCAGAGUCGCGAUUUGACCGAGACUCCGGAGAAAGCGAGGAAGGGGAGGAAGACGCCGGCGAGGGCACUCCGCAGAGUAGCGCCCUGACUGAGGGCGACUUUGUGCCCGACUCUCCCGCCUUGUCGCCCAUUGAACUCAAACAGGAGCUGCCCAAGUACCUCCCUGCCCUGCAGGGUUGUCGCAGCGUGGAGGAGUUCCAGUGCCUGAACAGGAUCGAGGAAGGCACUUACGGGGUGGUGUACAGAGCAAAGGACAAGAAAACAGAUGAAAUUGUGGCUUUGAAGCGGCUGAAGAUGGAGAAGGAGAAAGAGGGCUUUCCGAUCACAUCUCUGAGGGAGAUCAACACCAUCCUUAAGGCGCAGCACCCCAACAUCGUCACAGUCCGGGAAAUCGUUGUGGGCAGCAACAUGGACAAGAUCUACAUCGUGAUGAACUACGUGGAGCACGACCUCAAGAGUCUGAUGGAGACCAUGAAGCAGCCUUUCUUGCCAGGGGAGGUGAAGACCCUGAUGAUCCAGCUGCUGCGCGGCGUAAAGCACCUGCACGACAACUGGAUCCUGCACCGGGACCUCAAGACCUCCAACCUGCUGCUCAGCCACGCGGGCAUCCUCAAGGUCGGGGACUUCGGGCUGGCCAGGGAAUACGGGUCCCCUCUGAAGGCCUACACCCCAGUCGUGGUGACCCUGUGGUACCGUGCCCCGGAGCUGCUGCUUGGUGCCAAGGAGUACUCCACGGCCGUGGACAUGUGGUCGGUGGGCUGCAUCUUUGGGGAGCUGCUGACCCAGAAGCCGCUUUUCCCUGGGAAGUCGGAAAUCGAUCAGAUCAACAAAGUGUUUAAGGACCUGGGUACCCCGAGUGAGAAGAUCUGGCCUGGCUACAAUGACCUCCCUGCGGUCAAGAAGAUGACCUUCACCGAGUACCCCUACAACAACCUCCGCAAACGCUUUGGGGCGCUGCUGUCAGACCAGGGCUUUGACCUCAUGAACAAGUUCCUAACCUACUUCCCUGGGCGGAGAGUCAGCGCAGAGGACGGCCUCAAGCAUGAGUAUUUCCGAGAGACCCCCCUCCCCAUCGACCCCUCGAUGUUCCCCACGUGGCCCGCCAAGAGUGAGCAGCAAAGGGUCAAGCGUGGCACAAGCCCACGGCCCCCAGAGGGAGGCCUGGGGUACAGCCAGCUGGGCGACGACGACCUGAAGGAGACGGGCUUCCACCUCACGACCACCAGCCAGGGGGCCUCGGCCGCGGGCCCUGGCUUCAGCCUCAAGUUCUGAGGUUUGGCACGAGCCCACACCCGCCCUGUGGGGGCCGCCCAGCAGGACUUGGCCGGGACCAGGGCGGGUGCCGGAGGCAGCACCUGGGUCCAGACCCAGGCCCUGCUCCGCCUGGGCGCGGCUGCCGCGGGCUGGCGUGGCCGCGGAUCUCCACCUCGAGCCUCAGACUGCCCGUCUCGUUUGCUUUUCCACGUUUUAUUUCAUCUUGGCUUGUAAAUUUGUAGAAUUAAACCACAUUUUCCUUGUUGUGAAA
Messenger RNA from Enhydra lutris kenyoni (northern sea otter), 4124 nucleotides. RefSeq names its product cyclin-dependent kinase 11B. NCBI's taxonomy places the organism in Eukaryota, Metazoa, Chordata, Mammalia, Carnivora, Mustelidae. The transcript has 24 exons. Gene Ontology annotation, molecular function: ATP binding; cyclin-dependent protein serine/threonine kinase activity. Gene Ontology annotation, cellular component: nucleus. Bases 737 to 3871 code for a protein of 1044 amino acids. The record is from RefSeq and is a predicted model, not a curated record. Gene Ontology annotation, biological process: regulation of mitotic cell cycle; protein phosphorylation.